Messenger RNA from Paramisgurnus dabryanus, 4253 nucleotides. RefSeq lists its product as uncharacterized. The record is from RefSeq and is a predicted model, not a curated record. Lineage: Eukaryota; Metazoa; Chordata; Actinopteri; Cypriniformes; Cobitidae.
CAUAAUCUGACAGCGAUCAGCGGGUCAUUAACGACAGUAUAUGUUAUCAUGUUUAAAAUCAUAAAGGAAUUAUGGUUAGGCCACCAAAAUGGCUAGCAGCAUUGCACAUAUAUAAACCGUGAUAAGAUCUCGUGAAUAAAUGUUGAUUAAACCGUUUCUCUGCUGCAGCCCGACUGGCAGAAAGAAUCGUGCUAUUGCACGAAAGAUGCAUCCAAUUGAAAUGCAUUAGUUUAAAAAACGUGCUGCAAUUACGAAAAUAACGAAAUAAACGUGCCCUUGCCACGAAUAAAUAGUUCAUUUCACAUAAUCUGACAGCGAUCAGCGGGUCAUUAACGACAGUAUAUGUUAUCACACUUUUAAGCAGUCUUACAAUAUUAGAGUCUAAAGUUAUUAUUUAGAGUCUAUAUAUUUUUUUAAUUUAAACUAUUGUUACUGUAUGUGAAAAUGUAAAAGUAAUAUGUCAAGGACUUGAUAUUGAUUUAAUUUCAAUUUAAAAAAUCAAUAAAAAAAAGUAAAAAAGAACCAUACUUCGCAUCUUAUAGCAAAAAAGGUACAUUUGAUUUGUGUUUUUGUCACAGCAAUACAGUACGUUUUGUUACAGUAAGUUAAGCUCCGAAAUAUAUAUAUUUUUAAAUUCUAGGGAGUUUCAUCUGAUGUCUUGCCCUGUUGAAAUAAUAAACAUAAUUUUGAUUCAUUUAAUUAAAAUUUUUACAAUAUCCGGAUGACGUGUUGGAUGACGAAGCUAGCGCCAAUUACUUCCUCUCUGGAGUCGUUGAUUAAGGUAGGCUAAAAUUGUUACCUCAUGAACAAGUACCCUAUUCUAUUUAAUUCGAUAAAUUAUAUGCAUGCAAAAGUGUAGUCAAGUAUGUCAUAUUUUAACUCUUUGACAUUGCUUUGGUGUUUCCAUUUGUCUGAUAUACAACCCUUGUGCUAAUCACUGCAUGUCCUAGCAUGUCACAUGUUAGUGUACUAGUUCACAAACAUUUUUUCAACUCUUCCUUUACGCUUUUCGUGUAAUUUAAUAAUGUGAUAUUAACAUCUGGCAUGCAGUAGACACGAAAUUGUCACACUAUUCAUUUAUCAAUAUGACUAUGUUCUAUCUCUUAUCUGGGCAACACACGCACGCACGCACGCACGCACGCACGCACACACACACACACACACACACACACACACACACACACUGUUGUUGGCGUAUGUGGUUAACGGGGACAAUUCCAUAGACCCAAUGCAUUUUAUACUGUACAAACUGUAUAUUCUAUUCCCCUUAUCUACCCCUGUUCCUAAACCCAAGGAUCACAAAAACCUGUUGCCAGUCUUUAAUCUAUUAAAAAGAACCAUUACGUUUUAGCUGUUCAGUUUAUGGGGACACUGUGUCCCCAUAAACCAUGUUUAUAGCAUAGUAAACAUGUCAUUAUACACUAUUCAUGUCCCCAUAAACCACAUUUGCACACACACACACACACACACACACACACACACACACACACACACACACACACACACACACACACACACACAUAGUAUUAUUGUGUAAAUGGCAGUUAAAAAUCAGAGAAAUGUUUACCCUGAUCACAGUGUCAUCACAAGCAAAGUUCAAAACAAUUUGACCAUUGAAAUUAGGAAAGCACAUAGCAUCCCUUGCAUAAUGUGAUUUUAAAUCAUAUUGUGUGAUAUUAAUUCAGAAUGUUUCUAUGGGUAGGCUAUAUUACACAUAAAUAACUUUCUCUUUUUCUUCCUUUUUCUUAGACAACAUGGUUUCUAAUACAAAGAAAUGCCCCAACUGCCCCCAGGUCAUGCCCUGUGCCACUAAGGUUUGUAAGGCCUGUGGGGCAGAGCAGCCCAAGAAGGCUCGCCUGAUGAAGAGGCUGCAGGCCCUUGAUAAGAAGAAGGGGGAGUGGGUUAGCAAUCUUAAAAAAAACCACAAUGAGGCAGCCAUGCGGGAUGAAGCCAUCAUUUUGCUUGAGAAGCUUCAUGCAAUGGGCUACAAGCCACUACUCCUCCUUCAGAAGAAAGGCAAUGGAAAGAAGCCUAAAAUAGCUUCCCUCACCCCAAGAUGCGAGCUGGACCCGCUGGCAACACAACACCUCAGCAAAAUGGCAGCUUUUUAUGAGUUGGUUUGUGCAGGUUGGAAGGCGUGUGAGGACACUGUCCUCACCCUGACCCUCACCCCCUGUGACGAGCAGGGGACCUCAGGAGAGGCGAGGCCAGAAAUUCUUGUGGAAGAGGCAGAGCCGGAAGGCCUCAUGGAGGAGGCGGAGCUGGAAGGCCCCGCUGUGGAGUUGACAGGCCUUGUGGCGAAGGCGGAGCUGGAAGGUCCUGGUGUACAGGCAGAAGGCCUCGUGGAGAAGGCGGGGCUGGAAGGCCACGUGGAGAAGGCGGGGCUGAAAGGCCUCAUGAAGGAGGUGGAGGUGAAAAGCCCCGGAAUAGAGGAUGAAGGCCUUAUGGAGGAGGUGGGGCUGGAAGGGUCCACUAUGAAGAAUAAAGACCUUGUGGAGGAGGCGGAGCUGGAAGGCCCCGCUGUGGAGACGGCAUGCCUUUUGGAGAAGGUGGCGCUAAAAAUCCCUGCUGUGGAGGCUGAAGCCCUUGUGGAGGAGGCGGGUGAAGAAGAUCUACCUAAAAAAGGGUCAACAGGGAAGAGAAAGCAGAAGUCAGAGGCAGAAAUGGAUAAAAGCAAAAAAAAAAAAAAAAAUUGCGCCUACCACACAGGCCUAGAUGUUUUCCCAAUUAGGAGUGCUCUAAAAGAAAGAGUGAGAAAGGGACAAAGAGAAUUGCUGAUCGACUGGGAGCCUUGUGCAGCAUGUGGGAAACAAUGGACUCCUACUUGGGAGCCCAAGGAGUCAUUUGUUUAAAAUAAUACAUUUUGUAAUAUGUUGUUUUAUUUUUUGUAUUGUAUAUUGCAUAUUCAAUAAAUUUUUUUUAUAGUAAUUUUGUGAUAUUUCUAUACAACGUAAAGUGUUGUUUACAAGCCCCGUGUUGAAGAUGGUAGAUGUUCAACAUUUCUUGCCAUUUCAGAACUGGAUAAUUCAAGAAUGCCUAACUCAGUACAAAAACAUGUUCUUCUUUUGAUAUGUGGUUUAUCAAGAGGUUAGUAAAUUAUUCAACCAAACACAAUGCGUGCACAAAUGGAAGCAGGACUCUGUACAUGCUGUAAGUCAGAUGCAAUUUAUUGUACAUUUAAAAAAACAAUUCCUCACGAAUGACAGUGUUAAUAAUUUAAAAUGAAUGUGCAGUAUCCAUAAUGGUCAUCACAAACACAUGUUUCCAUAUGUAAUAUGCAUGGCAGUUUACAACCUGCCAGUUUCCAAUAUUCAUACAAUAGAAGGUGAUUAUUUACAAUAUUUGUUAUUUUUGGGAGAUUGUGUGUGGGGGGGGGGGGGGUUGAUUUAGCAGAAACCUUAUAUUCUUAGUAGUUUAAAUGACCUUACAUUUGUCCCCUUUACUGAUGUUUUACCAGUCACUGCUCCUGACAGGCUGAUGUGGUCCCAGUCCUUUAUUUGGCUGCAGUUCCAUGAGUGGUCCCUGGUAAGGUAGAUAAAAGGAAGCUGAAGAAGCCGGUGUUUGUCUUGCCCCACUUCCCUGUAGUAUUCCCACUCCACUGUUUGGUCAUUGAUCCUUGGCUCUCCUGUUAUAUUGUGGUGGUGAGAGUGUAGAACGACCCAAAAAGAAGACCCAAGACGAUUAGAAUGUUCCAGUGGACACUGGUGGUGGUGCUGCUACUGCUUUGACCUCAUGUCGCUUUUACCACAUGGCUGUCCAAUCAAACAGCCUGUUAAGCCUUAACACAACCCCAUUCCACAGACACACACACACACACACACACACUCAUUUUUUCAACCUCUCAUCUGCUUGUCUCAUCCCUGUAGUUUCCAUUAAAUUUAUAUUAAAUCAAUUUUUUUUUCAAUAAUUGUGAUACUUUUGUCAUUUUCAUAUAGAUGACCACAUUCAACAAUUUACAAAUUAAUUAAAAGAAGCAAACAAUGUCUGUAAAUGAAAUAAGUAUGCAUUAUAUUAAUAAACAUGGAAUAGUUUUUACAUUUAGUACAUUGACAAAGUGUUUUAUUGUUCAAGGUAGUUGUGCAGUUUGUGAUCUGAGUUGAUUUAAUAGGUGUUGUUUUUUACAGUCAAAUAGAGUAUGUCCAGUACUCCGGGUGUGCUUCCAAUGUGUGUGAAGUGGACACGUUUACUCUAACUGAAUGUUUAUGUAUUGAUAAUCCAUUGCAUAAGUAACAAUAAAAAUGAUUUCCUUCUUA